Molecule: messenger RNA, 2716 nt
Organism: Arvicanthis niloticus (Nile rat)
Lineage: Eukaryota; Metazoa; Chordata; Mammalia; Rodentia; Muridae
Source: RefSeq, a predicted model, not a curated record
CGCGAGAAGCGGCGGCGGCGUAGUGAAGUAGCCAGGAGCGGGCGGCGGGCAGGCGGCGGAGCCAGCAUCUGCAUCUCCAAUGGAUACCGAGGGGUUUGGUGAGCUCCUUCAGCAAGCUGAACAGCUUGCUGCUGAAACUGAAGGCAUCUCUGAGCUUCCACAUGUAGAACGAAAUUUACAGGAGAUCCAGCAAGCUGGUGAGCGCCUGCGUUCCCGUACCCUCACACGCACAUCCCAGGAGACGGCAGAUGUCAAGGCAUCAGUUCUUCUCGGGUCACGGGGACUUGACAUAUCCCAUAUCUCUCAGAGACUGGAGAGUCUGAGCGCAGCCACCACUUUUGAACCUCUGGAGCCUGUGAAGGACACGGACAUUCAGGGCUUCCUGAAGAAUGAGAAAGAUAAUGCCUUGUUAUCUGCUAUUGAAGAGUCCCGGAAGAGGACCUUUGCCAUGGCUGAGGAGUAUCAUCGAGAAUCAAUGCUGGUCGAGUGGGAACAAGUGAAGCAAAGAAUUCUGCAUACAUUGCUGGCAUCAGGAGAGGAUGCCCUUGACUUUACCCAAGAAAGUGAGUCAAGUUACAUCAGUGAUGUGAGUCCCCCUGGUCGAAGCUCUCUGGAUAGCAUUGAGAUGGCCUAUGCCCGGCAGAUUUAUAUCUAUAAUGAGAAGAUUGUAAGUGGACACCUACAACCUAACCUAGUAGACCUGUGCACCUCUGUCGCAGAGCUGGAUGACAAGAGCAUUUCUGACAUGUGGGCCAUGGUAAAACAAAUGACAGAUGUGGUACUGACACCAGCAUCUGACGCCCUGAAGAGCCGGAGCAGCGUGGAAGUGCGCAUGGACUUUGUCAAGCAGGCCCUGGGAUACCUUGAACAGAGUUAUAAGAAUUACACCCUUGUGACUGUCUUUGGAAAUCUGCAUCAGGCCCAGCUGGGUGGUGUGCCUGGGACUUACCAGCUGGUUCGAAGUUUUCUAAACAUUAAACUGCCAGCUCCCUCACCAGGACUCCAGGACGGAGAGGUAGAAGGCCAUCCUGUCUGGGCAUUAAUUUAUUACUGCAUGCGCUGUGGAGACCUGCUUGCUGCAUCACAAGUCGUCAGUCGAGCCCAGCACCAGCUGGGGGAAUUUAAAACCUGGUUCCAGGAGUACAUGAACAGCAAGGAUAGAAGAUUGUCUCCAGCUACUGAGAACAAACUCCGGCUUCAUUACCGCCGAGCCCUCAGGAACAACACAGACCCCUACAAGCGAGCUGUGUACUGUAUCAUUGGGAGAUGUGACAUCACUGACAACCAGAGUGAAGUAGCAGACAAGACUGAGGACUACCUGUGGUUAAAAUUGAACCAGGUGUGUUUUGAUGAUGAUGGCACCAGCUCACCACAAGACAGGCUCACUCUCUCACAGUUCCAGAAACAGCUGCUAGAAGACUAUGGCGAGUCCCACUUCACGGUGAACCAGCAGCCCUUCCUCUACUUCCAAGUGCUGUUCCUGACUGCACAGUUCGAAGCUGCCAUUGCCUUUCUCUUCCGCAUGGAGCGGCUGCGCUGCCAUGCUGUCCAUGUGGCCCUGGUGCUGUUUGAGCUAAAACUGCUUUUAAAGUCCUCUGGGCAGAGUGCUCAGCUCCUCAGCCACGAGCCUGGUGACCCUCCCUGCAUGCGACGGCUGAACUUUGUGCGUCUGCUCAUGCUCUACACCCGAAAGUUUGAGUCCACAGACCCAAGAGAAGCCCUGCAGUACUUUUACUUCCUCAGGGACGAGAAAGACAGUCAAGGAGAAAACAUGUUUCUGCGCUGUGUGAGCGAGCUUGUGAUAGAAAGUCGAGAGGAAUUGUAUGUCAUGCUUAUGUUCUUGACCAGUAAGCUGAGUAAACCUUUUCCCCCACAGUUUGAUAUGAUUCUUGGGAAACUAGAGAACGACGGAAGUAGAAAGCCUGGAGUCAUAGAUAAGUUUACCAGUGACACAAAGCCUAUUAUCAACAAAGUUGCUUCCGUGGCAGAAAAUAAAGGGCUAUUUGAAGAAGCAGCCAAGCUUUAUGACCUCGCCAAGAACGCUGACAAGGUGCUGGAGCUGAUGAACAAGCUGCUGAGUCCUGUCGUCCCACAGAUCAGCGCCCCCCAGUCUAACAAGGAACGGCUGAAGAACAUGGCCCUCUCCAUUGCAGAGCGGUACAGGGCUCAAGGAAUAAGUGCAAAUAAGUUUGUGGACUCUACGUUCUAUCUCCUCUUGGACUUGAUUACCUUUUUUGACGAGUAUCACAGUGGUCAUAUUGACAGGGCCUUUGAUAUUAUUGACCGACUGAAGUUGGUGCCUCUAAAUCAGGAAAGUGUGGAAGAAAGGGUGGCUGCCUUCAGAAACUUCAGUGAUGAAAUCAGGCACAACCUCUCAGAAGUUCUUCUCGCCACCAUGAACAUCCUGUUCACACAAUUUAAGAGGCUCAAGGGAACAAGUCCAUCUUCAGGAACCAGGCCCCAGCGAGUGAUCGAAGAUCGUGACUCUCAACUCCGAAGUCAAGCCAGAGCCCUGAUUACCUUUGCUGGGAUGAUACCGUACCGGACGUCUGGGGACACUAAUGCCAGGCUGGUGCAGAUGGAGGUCCUCAUGAACUAGCGCUGUGUUUGAUGGGGUCUGGGGCUGCACACUGUCAGUAUAUUAGGCAUGUGGGCCAGCUGGGGUGGGUUUCCAGUUUUGUUUCUGUUGUGUUGUGUUUUGUUUUUUGUAUUAUGU